CUGUGAUUUUCCUAGUCAAGUAAUCACCUGUCGCCUUCGUUUGACUCAUUUCAGGUGGACUAUAUCCUCUCUGGCUAGCCUUUACAAAGAAUACUCUUUGAGCUUGGGCUCGGAUUACUUGCAAGCUGCAAAUGGCUAGGCUUCUCCAUGUUAGGAAAACUCAUCGGCUCAUAAUCGAAAGUGGAUCAUUACGAGAGUUGCAGCCGAUCCAGUUUGGACGUGACAUAGAAGAUUUGGACUUGGAUGCUGGUAUAACUCGAAGUAAAUACCUUUCUAUAUAUUUUGAUAAAAAAAUUUAUCAAUAAUUUAGGAUUUAAUGAUUCUAGAUACCCUCGUGAUAACAUUUUCUUACGAAGACUAUUGCAAUUUAUAUAUUCUCCCGUUUUACUGAAUAAUUUAUUAAUCAUUAACAGAAGAACCUUGAAAUUUGGUGUUUUUAUAUGUUUUGUGGAGGAUUUUUAUGUUUCCAUCAUGAAGGAAAUAAGAAUAGUUGGUACAAAUAUUGAAAUUUGUAUGUAAAAAGUCAUGGAGUCUAAGCAGUCAAGUUGGAAUGAUAAUAUUUGGUGCCUGUUAUAUAUGAUAUUUUCAAGAAAAUCUCGAAUGCCAUGCUGCGCAAUUUGACUGGUACACAGUUAAGUGGACCUUGAGUUUUCAAAGGCUGCAUGCAGUGAGAAGAAUUGCCUGGCUGGUUAAAAGGAGGAUCGGUAAGCUAGAGCCUGUUCAACAAAGUUACGCAUGGAAGAAGACUACAGUACCUCGCUAUGGCUACGCUAUUCCUUUCUCCUUCCAUGCAUGGUGUUUCUUGUUCUUUCAACGAAGUUCUUGCUCCACAAAAGAAAGCAAGGCAAGAUCAAUCAUCUCCCACCAAGCCCUUUUGCUCUUCCAAUUAUAGGCCAUCUCUAUCUCCUCAAGCAACCUAUCCAUCGAACACUCCACUCCCUCUCAAAAAAAUACGGUCCGAUAUUUUCUAUCAAGCUCGGAUCCCGCCUUGCCGUUGUCAUAUCUUCACCAUCGGCCGUGGAAGAAUGUUUCACCAAGAACGAUAUUGUCUUGGCCAACCGUCCUUACUUCUUGAGCAGCAAGUACUUAAACUACAACAACACCACAAUGGGCUCAGUCGAAUACGGAGAGCAUUGGCGCAACCUUCGCCGCAUAAGCGCUCUUGAAAUCUUCUCCCCUCCUCGCCUCACUUCGUUAUUUAGCAUCCGAAGAGAGGAAGUCAUGGCCUUACUGCGUAGACUUCACGGUGUUUCCAAGCAUGGUAACUAUGCUAAGGUGGAGUUAAGGUCCAUGCUCUUGGAUCUAACGUGUAAUAUUAUAAUGAGAAUGGUUGCAGGGAAGAGGUAUUAUGGAGAAGAUGUUAAGGAAAUUAAAGAGGCUAGGAUUUUUAAGGAGAUCAUGGAAGAGUUUGCCGAAUGUAUUGCCGUGAGAAAUUUGGGGGAUAUGAUUCCAUUGUUGCAGUGGAUUGAUUUUACUGGGCACUUGAAGAAGUUGGAUAGACUAAGUAAGAAGAUGGAUGUGUUCUUACAAGGACUGGUUGAUGAGCAUCGAGAUGACAGGGACAGAAACACUAUGAUAAACCGGUUUCUUGCUCUGCAAGAAGAACAGCCUGAAUACUACACGGAUGAAGUAAUCAAAGGCCAUGUUCUGGUGUUGUUGCUUGGGGGAACAGAGACUGCUGCUACAUCUAUGGAAUGGGCAUUAGCCAAUCUACUCAACCAUCCAGUCGUGCUAAAGAAAGCUAAAGCAGAACUGGACGCUCAAGUUGGAGACCGCUUGAUAGAUGAGUCAGAUUUUGCAAAACUACAUUACCUUCAGAGCAUCAUCUCCGAGAAUCUGCGUCUAUGUCCGGUGACACCCCUUAUACCACCGCACAUGCCAUCCUCCGACUGUACCAUUGGAGGAUACCAUGUCCCAGCUGGGACAAUAUUAUUUGUAAACGCAUGGUCUCUCCAUAGAGACCCUACACUGUGGGACGAGCCCACAAGUUUCAAGCCUGAGAGAUUUGAAUCUGCAGGCAGAGUUGAUGCAUGCAAGUUCAUCCCCUUUGGGAUGGGAAGGAGAGCUUGUCCUGGAGAUGGCCUAGCAAACAGAGUGAUGACCUUAACUUUGGGAUCGUUGAUACAGUGCUUUGAGUGGGAAAGGGUUGGUGAAAACAAAAUUGACAUGACAGAGAAGACAGCAAUGACCAUGUUCAAAGUUGAGCCCUUAGAGCUCAUGUGUAGAGCUCGCCCGAUUCUAGACAUGCUUCUCUCUUUAAGUGAUAAAAAAAUAUAAAAUUGUCAAGAAUGCUGCCAAUAUUAUAUGUAUGAUUUUAUUUUCAAAACACAAUAAUAAAUUACCCCUUAGGGUUUGAUUUACAGUUUCAACAGAUAUUCUCUAUUAUGAACAAUAAAGGGAAAGAUCAAACCUUCAAUCCUUAGGCCAAUGCUGUUAUUAUUUCUCUAGGUUUGUUACAAGCAUAGUUAAAACUA
Molecule: messenger RNA, 2474 nt
Organism: Populus nigra (black poplar)
Lineage: Eukaryota; Viridiplantae; Streptophyta; Magnoliopsida; Malpighiales; Salicaceae
Product: cytochrome P450 81Q32-like
Exons: 2
Coding region: 736-2277 (513 amino acids)
Molecular function (GO): iron ion binding; heme binding; oxidoreductase activity, acting on paired donors, with incorporation or reduction of molecular oxygen
Source: RefSeq, a predicted model, not a curated record